UUAAAUUGCACGUGCCCGCAGUACAGUACACUUCUGGUUGAAGGAGGGAGUGGAAGAAAAACUGUACUCCGUAUCGAGCAAACUACUGUACUAUAUACACAGGCGCACACACAAGUGUGAGUGAGGCGUUUUGAGAAUCGUUUCGUGAAUCCGCAAAAAUGGGAUACGUACAAGAAGCCAGAGAGAAUCACGUCAAGAAGAAGGUCGAAGAAGCUUUGCGCAGUAAAAUGAAGCAUAAGGCUUUGAAAGAAUGUGAGUACUACACGACCAGAUAUGCCGAAUGUGCUAUGGGCAGAACACUCUCUGUUGUUUGGAAAUGUCGCAAACAAGCUAAUGAACUGAAUGAGUGCCUCCAUCAAUUCACAAACGACUCGGUAUUGGAGAAGAUGAAGAAAGAAUACAUGCUUCAAGAGGAAGGAAAAGGGUCGUCUUUAAGCCUUUGAGUUCAUUCUUCGGGAUGAAUGCGUGAAGAAAAAUGUGCAAAAUAAAUGCGAGAAAAUCGGGAAUACGUCGUGUUAUUUUGUGGCGUAAAUGUUUUAGUAGAUCAAUUUUUAUUGCGAUUCGGCAUCACAAAUGUUCUUACUAGUUUUAUUAACAGCCUCAAUCUUGUGCUUAUUAUAUCUUCAAUGCCUUAUUAAGAGAAAAUGAUGGAUGUCAAUUAUUAUGGAUAUUAUAACUUUGUCUUUCCUUUCAUGGUUAUUUUACUCAAUAUUGUGCAACUUUUCAUUUUA
This is a messenger RNA of Erythranthe guttata (spotted monkey flower), 731 nucleotides long. Its product is annotated as Cytochrome c oxidase biogenesis protein Cmc1-like protein. Lineage: Eukaryota; Viridiplantae; Streptophyta; Magnoliopsida; Lamiales; Phrymaceae. Gene Ontology annotation, cellular component: mitochondrion. The record is from RefSeq and is a predicted model, not a curated record.